Molecule: messenger RNA, 372 nt
Organism: Cooperia oncophora
Lineage: Eukaryota; Metazoa; Nematoda; Chromadorea; Rhabditida; Trichostrongylidae
Source: the annotation of a GenBank genome assembly
AUGCUUUUAGCAUCAUAUGCGUUCACCACCGACGAUAUCGUGUAUCGAUGGGAUGCUAUGACCAGAUAUUCCGGACCGAGUAUCAUGCGCACUACUGAACCAUUCCUUUGCGGGCCGAAUACUUUCACUGCGCAGCAGCAAGAACUGGCGGAGUGCAACAGGCCAACGACGAACCCCUGGAGAGUAUUUCAUGCCUUUAAACGGAUUGUCACAUUGAAUGAAACGUUCUACUUGGCUCAAAUCUAUCUCCCUUCAACACUCUUGGUCGUCGUGUCAUGGGUCUCGUUCUGGUUGGAACGGACGGCAGUGCCUGCAAGGGUUACACUAGGAGUUACUACACUUCUCACAAUGACAACGCAGGUAGGAAGCUGA